AUGCAACAGGCAACAAAGGAAGAAGGGGACAACAGAAAAGUAGCAAAAAGGAAUAGGGCGAAAAGACUGUAUCAAAUAUAAUAGGUCAGAUGAUUUUAGUCUUUAGUCUAAAAAAGAUGUUAGCUGGAUUUCGAAGCAAGCAUUGCCAUCAGAGGUUAAAUGUGUAAUACGAAUUGCGUUAACUUGCACGUACACAAGCCCUCAAAGGCGCAUGUUUUGAUGUGCUAAUUUACGUUAGCGUGCUUGCUGGUAGCCAAAUAAUGGUGAGCUAUGCCGAGUUAGCCUGCUAAGGUGAUAUCUGGAGGUUAGCAUGCUAGCUAGUUGACGUCAACGAUUUCUGAUGAAUGGCGAAGUUUAAAAAGUCAACAAGUAAUAGAGAAGGAAAUUCUAUUGCCGGAGCAUGAUGCACAUGGAAAUACAACAACUAAAAAGACAGAUUCUUUGGAAAAUAUGGUGAGGACAACUGUAUCGUCGGCAACUGUCAGCCACUAUUUUUAGUGUCUGGCUAGCAUAAAGGCGAGGCAGACCUCUUCCAUGUUGUCACCACAGAGAAACAUCCAAAAUGAAGAAGAUGAUCAGCCUCAAGACCAUCCGAAAGUCCCUCAACAUGACCAAGGGCAAGGAGGAGGGAGAUUUUGUGAUGCUCCAGCAGCCAGUGCUGACCGCUGACUUCCCAAAAGAAGACUCCUUCUUUGCGGGCUGUUACGCUACAGACAUUACCUCCUGCGAUCUUGGCUGCACCGAAGAGGAGAAGGGAUCGAAAAGCCGCUCCAAGGGUGAAGGUUUAAUGGGCACCCUGAAGAGAAGGCUGUCGGCCAAGCAGAAAGCAAAAAGCAAGAGCGGCAGCACCCCUUGUGUGGGCUCGGGAGAAGACGAUGACACCUUCUCCUCCUCGUCUGUUCCCGUGAGCUUUAAUGAAGUCAAAACGCAGCGGCCGCUGAGGUCGGCAUCGUUGCGCAGUCACCACUACAGUCCUUCACCUUGGCCCCUGCGGCUGGUCAACUCGGAGGUGAAGGUUAAAGCCAUGGUCCACUCGCCCAGCCCCAGCCCGUCGCUCAAUGGAAUGAAGAAAGAGUUUCACGACAUCGACAUGGAAGGACUUUUCGCUGACCACGGAGGGUCGUUGAAAAACCUGGCCCCUCAGAACGGAGCCUUUCAUUUGAACAUUGACGAAAAUGUGCCUGUUGUCAUAGGGCUGACGCCUCAGGACUAUAUCCAGUACACCAUGCCUUUAGAUGAGGGAAUGUACCCCGAAGGGUCGCACUCUUGCUGCUUGGACAGUUCUUCACCCAUGGAGGUGGUUGAACAAAUGGAGGGUGGCAGCGCUGUUCAUGUAGAACCUGGAAGUGAAGAUCAGGAUUUGGACUUGCCGCCCGAGCUCUUCCUGGAGCAGUCGCUGAAUGGACUGCUUGCCGGCUCCUCAGGGAUGCUGUUUCAGAACUCCAGUGUCCACAUUCCCUCACUUUCCCCCUCACUCUCCCCCCUCACCGGCAGCGAGAUCCCAAGGACAUUUUUGGGAUUCAGCGGUGCGGAUGCGCAUGUAGCGGAAAGGGUCAGGCAUCACCUGAACUUCGAUCCCAAUUCAGCUCCCGGUGUCAGCAGGGUCUACGAUUCGGUCCAGAGCAGUGGACAUAUGGUGGUAACGAGCCUUACGGAGGAGUUAAAGAAGCUGGCCAAACAGGGUUGGUACUGGGGUCCGAUAACGCGGUGGGAGGCUGAAGAGAAGCUCACCAAUCUGCCGGACGGUUCGUUUCUAGUCCGCGACAGUUCUGACGACAGAUACUUGCUCAGCUUGAGUUUCCGUUCACAAGGCAAGACCUUGCACACAAGGAUUGAGCAUUCGAAUGGCAGGUUUAGUUUUUAUGAGCAGCCAGACCUAGAGGGCCACACAUCUAUAGUCGACCUUAUCGAACACUCAAUAAAAGACUCAGAGAAUGGUGCGUUUUGUUACUCCAGAUCUCGUGUGCCAGGGUCAGCUACCUACCCCGUUAGACUGACUAAUCCCGUCUCCCGUUUCAUGCAGGUACGCUCGCUGCAGUACCUCUGCCGGUUUGUCAUCAGACAGUACACUCGCAUAGAUCUAAUCCAGAAACUGCCUUUACCAAACAAGAUGAAAGAUUACUUGCAGGAAAAGCACUACUGAGAUGCAAUGCGUGGGACACAGUAGCUAGCAAAUUGCACUUUUCAGGUUCAGAAUUGAAAUGGAACAAGGUUUACAGACAUCUGUAGGUUUUAAAUGAUUGUUUUAGUUGAGUUUUAUUUGUUUAGAAACAGUUUUUUGGCUUUUGGCAUCUGAUCUUUAAAUUUAACCAUGAUGAAUAUCGUAUGGCUCUGAUUCAGUGUUAUGAUGUCGAUUUAACUUGCAGAGUUGAUUCCUCAUGUAGAAUCUGGCACAUAGCAUGCUUAGCCUAGCAAACCUUGUCUGUUGUCACGGUGACAUAAUAACUAUUAUGUACUCAUGUUAAAACAUUGUUUUUGCCAUAGUAUGAUUUAAUGCUGUAGAUGUUUUGAUUACAUUUUUAUUUUGUCAUAAUCUAUCACAUUCUCUACAAAUCCUAUGAAGAUAUUAUUUUUUAGUACCAGUUUCUAUUGAUGUCAGCCAGCAGAUUGGCCCAUUUUGAUAUGAACAGGAUACUGCAAACAGUUACUUACA
Alosa sapidissima (American shad) is the source of this 2653-nucleotide messenger RNA. RefSeq names its product suppressor of cytokine signaling 6 (gene socs6a). Lineage: Eukaryota; Metazoa; Chordata; Actinopteri; Clupeiformes; Clupeidae. The record is from RefSeq and is a predicted model, not a curated record. Gene Ontology annotation, molecular function: 1-phosphatidylinositol-3-kinase regulator activity. Gene Ontology annotation, biological process: phosphatidylinositol phosphate biosynthetic process; intracellular signal transduction; regulation of growth. The transcript is spliced from 2 exons. Gene Ontology annotation, cellular component: phosphatidylinositol 3-kinase complex. The coding region runs from base 563 to 2143 and encodes 526 amino acids.